This is a messenger RNA of Dromaius novaehollandiae (emu), 2695 nucleotides long. It is a transcript of the gene PAQR4, whose product is annotated as progestin and adipoQ receptor family member 4. The record is from RefSeq and is a predicted model, not a curated record. Lineage: Eukaryota; Metazoa; Chordata; Aves; Casuariiformes; Dromaiidae. The transcript is spliced from 3 exons. Gene Ontology annotation, molecular function: signaling receptor activity. Gene Ontology annotation, cellular component: membrane. Bases 58 to 864 code for a protein of 268 amino acids.
GCGGCGGGGGCGGAAGCGGAAGCGGCGGGGGCGGAAGCGGAAGCGGAAGCGGCAGCGAUGGCGGGGCCGCGGCUGCUGGAGCGGGCGCGGGCGCCGCGGCACCUGCAGUUCAACCCGUUCGUGCUGGGCGGGUACCGGCCGGCGAGCUCGGGCGCCGGCUGCCUGCGCAGCCUCUUCUACCUGCACAACGAGCUGGGCAACAUCUACACGCACGGGCUGCCGCUGGUGGGCUUCGCGCUGCUGGUGCCGGGGGCGCUGCCGCGGGCCCCCCCGGCCGUGGCCUGGCUGGGGCUGGGCCACUACGUGGCCUGCGUGGCCCCGCCGCUGGCCAGCGUCCUCUACCACCUCUUCAUGAGCCACCGGGCCGGCGCCGGGCUCUACCGGCGUCUCCUGGCCCUCGACCUCUGCGGCGUCGCCCUCGUCAACACGCUCGGCGCCGUGCCCAUCAUCUACUGCGCCCUGCCCUGCCGCCCGGGCCCGUGUGGGGCGGCGCUGGGCGCCUAUGGGGCGCUGUGCGGCCUGGCGCUAUGGGGCGCCGUGGGGGCGGGCAGCCGGGCCGGCCGCCUGGCCGCCUUCGCCGGGCCGGCCCUCUUCCGCCUGGCGGUGGUGGGGCUGCGGGGCGCCGUGGGGCUGGGCCCCCCGGCAGCCCUGGCCCCCUACGCCCGCAUGGAGGCCCUGGCGCUACUUGGGGGGCUGGUGAACGUGGCGCGGGUGCCCGAGCGCUGGCGGCCCGGCGCCUUCGACUACUGGGCCAACAGCCACCAGCUCAUGCACUUGCUGGUGGCCCUGGGCAUCCUGCAGCUGCACUGGGGGGUGGCCGCCGACCUCCACUGGGCCGCCCGGCACCCCUGCCCCACGGCGUGAGGCGGCCGUGGGUCCUGCUGCCCCACGGCGGGCGCGGCGGAGCUGCCCCGGGGGCGGCCCUGCCCGUUUGGGGGUGAGCGGAGAUGUUUGUGGAGGACUGUCACCGUCUGUGGAGGACUGUCACCGUCCAUGGGCAGCGAGUGACGUCUGUGGAGGACUGUCGACGUCCGUGGAGGACCGUCACCGUCCAUGGGCAACGAGUGACGUCCAUGGAGGUCCAUCACCGUCCAUGGAGGACUGUCACCGUCCAUGGGCAACGAGUGACGUCCACGGAGGUCCGUCACCAUCCAUGGGCAACCAGUGACGUCCAUGGAGGUCCGUCACCAUCUGUGGAGGACUGUCACCGUCCAUGGGCAACCAGUGACGUCCAUGGAGGUCUGUCACCAUCUGUGGAGGACUGUCGCCGUCCAUGGGCAAUCAAUGACGUCCAUGGAGGUCUGUCACCGUCCAUGGGCAACUGGUGACAUUGAUGGAGGUCCAUCACCGUCCGUGGAGGACCGUCACCAUCCAUGGGCAACAAGUGAUGUCCAUGGAGGACCGUCACCGUCCAUGGGCAACCAGUGACAUCCAUGGAGGUCCGUCACCGUCUGUGGAGGACUGUCACCAUCCAUGGGCAACGAGUGACAUCCAUGGAGGUCUGUCACCAUCUGUGGAGGACUGUCAGUGUCCAUGGGCAACCAGUGAUGUCCAUGGAGGUCUGUCACCGUCCAUGGGCAACAAGUGACGUCCAUGGAGGUCUGUCACCAUCCAUGGAGGACCGUCACCGUCAGUGGGCAACGAAUGACGUCUGUGGAGGACCAUUACCAUCCAUGGAAGACUGUCACUGUCCAUGGGCAACUGGUGAUGUCCAUGGAGGUCCGUCACCAUCCAAGGGCAACCAAUGACGUCCAUGGAGGUCCGUCACCAUCCAUGGAGGACUGUCACCGUCCAUGGGCAACGAGUGACGUCCAUGGAGGUCCGUCAUCAUCCAUGGGCAACCAGUGACGUCCAUGGAGGUCCGUCACCAUCCAUGGAGGACCGUCACCGUCGGUGGGCAACCAGUGACAUCUGUGGAGGACCAUUACCAUCCAUGGAAGACUGUUACUGUCCAUGGGCAACUGGUGAUGUCCAUGGAGGUCCGUCACCAUCCAAGGGCAACCAAUGACGUCCAUGGAGGCCUGUCACCACCCAUGGGCAACCAGUGACGUCCAUGGAGGCCCGUCACCGUCCAUGGAGGACUGUUACCAUCCACGGAGGUCCGUCACCGUCCAUAGGCAACCGCAGAUGGCCAGAGGCCACCAGAGACGUUAAUGGAGAUCUAGUGCCACCGUCCAUGGAGACCCAGUGUCACCCACGGACAACCAGUGCCACCGUCCAUGGAGACGCAGCGUCACCCAUGGACAACCAGUGCCAUGGGGCAGCCCCGCCCCACAGCGUGACGCACCUAUGGGUGGCCCCUGCCCCACGGGAUGGACGGCGGCGCCUAGGGCCAACCAGGGACGUCCAGGACCAUCCAUGGACCCAUGACGUCCAUGGAGAUCCAGCACCGCCAACCAAUGGACAUCCAGCGCUAGCUGUGGACCUGUUCCCCCCCCCCCGCCAUCUCAUUGGCCAACCACCCCCCUACUGCCAUCCCAUUGGCCAACUACCCCCCACCGCCAUCUUGUUGGCCAACCAACGUCCCCGCCAUGCCACGGCCUGCCGCCAUCUCUGUCCCAGCGGCCACCCCACGUCCCCCCCUGGGCCCCAAUCCUGGUCGGGGACGACGCCAAUAAAGCAGGGACGGGGCCCGGCAGCUGCUCCGUGGGGCGGCCGUGCCGUGGGGUGGCCCCGCCCUUUAUUGGGGGCAGGA